Solea solea (common sole) is the source of this 1589-nucleotide messenger RNA. RefSeq names its product zinc finger protein 232-like. Bases 607 to 1401 code for a protein of 264 amino acids. Lineage: Eukaryota; Metazoa; Chordata; Actinopteri; Pleuronectiformes; Soleidae. The record is from RefSeq and is a predicted model, not a curated record. The transcript is spliced from 3 exons.
AUGACGCUGCUAUAUGUGAAACAACAACCAAUCGCACGUGGGAACGAAGCAGGGAGUUUGGACCUGUUUUGGGGGGACGGGGUGGAGCGUUGCUCUGUGAGGAUUCAGUGCCAAACAUGUAAUAUAUCGCCCAUAGGGUUGCGUCAAAAUACUCACUUUUAAACAGCUGUAUGUAACUUUUGAACAUAAACAAACAAGAAACAAGAAAACAUUGAGCGUCCUUACCAUAGUUCCAUAAUACAUUAGGGAAUGGUGAGUGAGUGGAAAGGCCUCCCUUUGUUGCAGUUAACAGUAGAUAACUAUAUCCAUGCAUGUCAAAUGUCCGAUUUUAGUCGGACUAAGAUAAUAAUUCAGUUUUCUUAAUGUCACGUAAACAGGUUGGUCCAACUAAAAAUGAGCCAGUCUUAGUUGGACUAACAUACCUGGAUAAUGUGAUUCAUAGUCCGAUUACUCCUGCAUGUUUACACUUAGUCGGACUGGAGUCGGACUUGGCGUAGUGAGCAUGCACCAAAAUUGCCUCUCCGGUCUUUGACCCGGAAGUAGAAGGUGACCAUCAUAUGGCAGUGGUGGCAUCUUUGUUCGGACAACACAGCAACCCCAAGAGUCAUGCUCCAUCUAAUAUUUGUAUCACGAUUAACAUGUACAGCAGUUUAUAGGGAGAUACAGCGCCACCCAUGGAAGUGGAGUCGGGCGUACACGGCAGAUAAAUCGAUUUUCUCCUCCACAUGUAUACUCGGAAUUGAAUUUGCACCAGUGUUGGCAAUUAAACAAGAGCAACUGCAGGAGCCAGAGCCUCUACACAUUAAAGAGGAACAGGAGGAAGUGUGGAGCAUUCAGAAAGGAGAGCAGUAUGAAGGACUUGUGGAGGAUAACAAAGCUGACAUCACCAACAUUCCAUUUGUUACCGUCUCAGUGGAGAGUGAAGAUGACAAAGAGGAAGCAAAGUCCCCCGAGGUUCAUCAGAGACCCACGGUGGAGAACACAGAGGAAGAGUCUGCAGAACAGCAGAUGUUUGCAGGCUCAGAAAAUGAGACCGAUAAUAGUGACGAUGAGUUAAAGAGGGAAAGCACAACCCAGCAAGGUUCAACUUAUACGAAACCCAAAGAAAUCCACAUAAUUGUGGAAAAAUCAAUUUUUGGCAAGAAAAAGUUUAGUUGCUCAAAGUGUGGUAAACACUUUACCUCAAAGGGGACUCUGCAGAGACACAUUAGGGCUCAUAAUGGAGACCGGCCAUUCAGUUGUUCCCACUGUGGAAAGAGAUUUUCCCGGAAACAACAUCUACAAGAACACGUGCUAAUUCAUACAGGAGAGCAGCCGUUUAGUUGUUCAGUCUGUGGAAAAAAGUUUCGCUUUAGUGCCGGCAUGAGGAAGCACAGGAGAACACACAAAUAUAAUUGCUGAGGUAACGUAUGCCUUUGCAAAGACACAGUUAGUCUGGGAUUUUCUUGAAUCUUGACUCAGAGGAUUUUAUAUUGACAUAUUGUCUGUGGUCUCCCAUGUUUUUAAAAUCAAGUCAUAUUUGGAAAUCCUGUGUAACAAAUUCCUUCCGAAAGGAAGAAAUAAACAGCCUAAACAUGACUGAACUAAAA